Messenger RNA from Nylanderia fulva, 622 nucleotides. Lineage: Eukaryota; Metazoa; Arthropoda; Insecta; Hymenoptera; Formicidae. The record is from RefSeq and is a predicted model, not a curated record.
AUGGUGAUCUCCGAUGAUGACGAGAUGGAGGUCAUAACCAUCUCCGACGACGACAGCGAGAGCGACAGUGAUGGUGCGAUGUACGAUCCUGUGUACGACAGGGAGGCGAACAACGUCCUGGAUGACAUUGAGGAGAUGGAGGUCGAUAUCGUACCCAUUGAUGAAGACGGCGAUGACGAUGACGAUGACGAUGAAGAUGAAGAUGACGAUGGGUACGAUACUGACAACGCUGUCCGGGAGUCGUGCAGGUCCCGCAUGUAUGGCAUACGCGCCACUGCAUCCCUCGACGAGACAGCGAGGGUAUGCACUGUGGCGUCGUAUGUCAUGGCAUUCGCCGCACCAUGGGAACAUAAUGUAAAUGUGCGAGAUUCUCCUCCCAUAAAACAGGUUCCUCGUAGGAUUCCGAUUCAAAUGAGGGAAGAAGUCGAUAAGAUUUUGGAAGAUAUGAGUUCACGUGGAGUAAUUGAGGAGUCACAUAGUCCAUGGGUUUCUCCUGCUGUCAUGGUUAAAAAGAAGGACGGUUCUAUAAGGUUCUGUGUUGAUUAUAGAAAAUUAAACGAGGUGACUAUUAAGGAUUCUUAUCCCCUUCCCCGAAUUGAUGACAUUCUUGAUCAGCUAACAG